Molecule: messenger RNA, 1425 nt
Organism: Talaromyces amestolkiae
Lineage: Eukaryota; Fungi; Ascomycota; Eurotiomycetes; Eurotiales; Trichocomaceae
Exons: 5
Coding region: 1-1425 (474 amino acids)
Cellular component (GO): Set1C/COMPASS complex
Molecular function (GO): protein binding
Source: RefSeq, a predicted model, not a curated record
AUGAAUCUCUCACUCGUCGAUCCAUUCGCCCUCGCGCAAGACUACCCCGAUACUUUGACCGGGAAAUUACGGAGCGGCCAUGCUGCAUGUCUUCGGUUCAGUCGCAAGGGCGAUUACCUCGCCGCAGGUCGGGUUGACGGUACAGUCAUUGUUUUUGAUCUCGAGACGAACGGGGUAGCCCGCAAAUUACGAGGGCACACCAGGCAGAUACAGUCGCUUAGCUGGUCCAGAGAUGGACGAUAUCUGUUGAGCGCAUCGCAAGACUGGAAAUGUAUACUGUGGGAUUUAAAGGAUGGCUCGCGAGUGCGAAUGGUCCGUUUCGCAGCUCCAGUAUACAUUGCCGAGUUGCACCCUUUUAACCAUCUUUUAUUUGUUGCCUCCCUCUUCGAAGAACAACCAGUCCUAGUGGAUAUCUCCAACCCCAAACCCAUCAAACACAUCCUGCCCUCCGUCCCCCUCCGACCUCAAGACGGCGUCGAUCCCGCCGCAGCAGCCAAACAAGCCGCCCAAGACGCCAAACAAUCCACCUGCGUCACCAUCUUUACAGCCCUAGGCAAUCACAUAAUCUCCGGCACAUCCAAGGGAUGGAUCAACAUUAUCGAAACGCAAACCUGCAAAACCAUCCACUCAACCCGCCUCUGCAACGGCGUCAUCAUCCUCAUCCGCCUCGCCAGCAACGGCCGCGAUCUACUCAUCAACAGCUCCGACCGCGUCAUCCGCACAGUGCUAAUGUCGGACCUGUCUCAAUUAGGCAUGGGCCUCGACCCGGCCAACAUCAAACUCGACGUAGAACACAAAUUCCAAGACGUCGUAAACCGACUCAGCUGGAACCACGUUUCAUUUUCAUCGACCGGCGAAUUCAUCAUGGCAUCCACAUACAUGAACUCGGACAUCUAUAUCUGGGAACGAAGCCACGGCUCCCUCGUGAAAAUCCUCGAGGGACCCCGCGAAGAAAUGGGUGUUGUGGAAUGGCACCCUUCGCGGCCCAUGAUUAUGUCCUGCGGCCUCGAAUCCGGAUCAAUAUACAUAUGGUCUAUCAUCACGCCCCAAAAAUGGUCCGCGCUCGCCCCGGAUUUUGCAGAAGUAGAGGAAAACGUCGUCUACGUUGAGCGGGAGGAUGAAUAUGACAUCCACCCGGCAGAGGAAGUGCAUCAGCAACGUCUCGAUCAAGAAGAUGAGAGUCCCGAUGUACUUUCGCUCGAUCAUAUGGGUAAUGUUGCCGUUCUGGGAGAUAUGGAUAUUGAUACGUUCCGUAUGCCGGUGUUAUUGGAUUUGUCGGAUAGUGAGAGUGAAGAAGAGAUUAUAGCUGUUGGGCCAGGGACGAUGAGGAGACGGAGUCCGGGUGCGGGCAGGGAAUGGAUGAAUACUUCUAAUGAUGGCGCGUCUUCUACGAGGGGCACGCUCGGAAGGGGGAGGAAGAAAUAA